GCCACGCACACACACCGCGACCGACCGAACCAGUGACGACUGUCGGGAUUGUACGCGAUUGCCACGAGCGUAUAGGGAACACCCCGUCAACUCGUUUUCCUCCGGUCAGUCGCGAACCGAUCUCGCUCGACGUUCGACAUGUGCCGUGACCGUGGAAAGGUAUCGCGCCGUGCCAGUGCGAAAAAUCACGCAAAGCUCGACCCGCUGGUCGAUUGGUGCUGAUAAUUUGAGGGUGUGCGCGUGUGACACAGGUGUGAUAAGGGUAAAGGGAAAAGCGGGGGCUGGUGGUGAAAAUUCGCAACGAAAGCGUGAGUGAGUAAUUGUGUCUUGAAAAUAAUCGGUUGAAGCAAACAAUGCCCAAAAUCACUUCUACGAGCGCUCGUCCUUAAAGCAAGUGUAUUAAAUUGCUGAACAAGAAGAACUUAGUUUGCAUUCCCUUCAAACAGUGUGUGUGUGUGUGUAUAAUAGUGUGAGCUUGUGAAAUGAGGUUUCGUCAAGCAGUUGCAUAAAUUUAGGCUGAAUUCAGCGUCCGAAAGUUAAGUGAUUGUUCCGAGGGUCGUUCUUCGUUUUGCGUACAUAAACAUAUCAAGCGCGCGCGUCGCAUUCUAGCAACUUCCGGACGGCUAGACUGGACGGAGCGCCUCCGAACGGAGCGUUAAGUGGGUAACCAGGGCAUCAGUCGGACGGCUAGUGUUCCCCAUCAGUCUUGCGGAAACCAGCAACAAACGUCAGUCAGCCCAUUAAAGCCCCAUCGUACUCGUAAUGCAAUCUUUCUUACGGUGCCCUCUCGAAUCGGUGAGAAGAUGGAACCAACGAUCGACCGCCGACCGACCGUCCGGUGGGAUAUGUUGACGCGUGGAAUCAUCAGCAAACCGCCACAGACGUCAUUAAAUUGAGCAUCGACCAGAUUCAUCGGGGUCGGGUUGAGGAAGUGCGUGCCAAGUGAGGAGUACACCGGUAAAAACCCCGAUCCAAUAACAACGAUUCAAAGAUAACAACCAAGCUCGGUAGAUAGAAGAGAGAGAGAGAGAAAAAGCGGACACAAAAGAUGAAAACCGACGGUUUCGUGCGCGUUCUGUGGUGGAAAUUGGUGCUAAUUAUAAAUUUAAUAGAUGGAAAAUCGAUGCACGAAAAGGACAAACACGAUGUGUUCAGCGUCGAAGGUGUCGAGGGACGGAACAUCGAGCUGCAGUGUCCCAUUACGGUGCCCCUGUCCCAGGUGUACAUGGUGCUGUGGUUCAAGGAUAACGCCGGCAUCCCACUUUACAGUGUCGAUGUACGUGACAAAAUUUCCCGCCAGCCGGCACACUGGUCAGCGCCGGAAGUUUUUGGAUCACGUGCCAAAUUCAAUAUUGAUAAAUCACCGGCAUCGUUGCUGAUCAAGAACCUCAAGCGACACGAUCAGGGAGUGUACCGAUGUCGAAUAGACUUUCGUACGAUACAAACCCAAACGUAUCGAUACAACCUGUCCGUCAUAGUGCUGCCCGAGCAACCGGUGGUUCUGGAUCGUUGGGGUCGCCACAUCAACGGGACGAAGCUGGGCCCGAAGGAGGAGGGCGAUGACGUCGUUAUCACCUGCCGUGUUUCUGGUGGACGACCACAGCCCGAGGUGCGGUGGCUUAUCAACGGCGUAAUCGUGGACGAUCAGUACGAGCAAAACUCGGGUGAUGUCAUCGAGAACCGGCUGCUCUGGCCGACGAUACAGCGCAGCGAUCUGAACGCCAUCUUCACCUGCCAGACGAUGAACACGAAGCUGGUCGAGCCGAAGGAGACGAGCUACGUGCUGGACAUGCACCUGAAACCACUGACGAUAAAGGUGAUCAAUCCACCGAACACGCUGGUGGCGGACAAGCGCUACGAAAUCGUGUGUCAGAGCAUGGGCUCCCGGCCGAACGCCAUCAUCACCUGGUACAAGGGCAAGCGGCAGAUGCGUCGCACCAAGGACGAAAUACUCGACCACAACACCACCACGUCCACGCUCAGCUUUGCGCCGACCACCGAGGACGACGGGAAGACGCUUACCUGCCGGGCGGAAAACCCCAACGUGAACGGGCUGUUCCUCGAGACGGACUGGAAGAUGAAUGUUGUCUAUCCGCCGAUGGUUACCAUCCAGCUGGGACCGACGCUGGUCGUUGACGAUAUCAAGGAAGGUGACGACGUGUACUUCGAAUGUCACGUACGGGCGAAUCCCGACUGGAAGAAGCUGCAGUGGUUCCACAACGAUAUCCUGCUACAGUACAACGGGUCCGCGCGCAUCAUCCAGAGCGGCCAGAGUCUCGUGCUGCAGAAGGUGACGAAACAAUCGGCCGGAUAUUACGCUUGCAGUGCAAUCAACGCCGAAGGGGAAACCGUCAGCGAUCAGCAGUACCUGCGAGUGAAGCAUGUUCCCGUAUGUGCGACGGAAAAGCUGGCUGGAAGUGUGCCCGGGAACGGGAGCGAACCGUCCGGAGGCAACCGGAAUGCCAUACUAAUUGGCGCGUCCCGGAACGAGAAUGUGGAAAUUCCGUGCCACAUUUUCGCCGACCCACCGGCCAGGUCGUUUCACUGGCGAUUCAACAAUUCGGCCGAAAUUCUUCAGGUCGAUGCACAUCGCUACACCAGCCAGGGCAACAUCAGCAUACUGAACUACGCACCGGUGACGGAUCAGGACUUUGGUACACUAACCUGCUGGGCCGUUAACGAAGUUGGCCCUCAAAGUCAACCGUGCACAUUUCAGCUCGUCCUAGCAGAUCUACCGUCACCGGUAAGUAAUUGCAGUCUGCCGAACCGGACGCAACAGUUUGCGGAAAUCCAGUGCACACCCGGCUACGACGGCGGCUUACCGCAAGUGUUUGUGCUCGAGCUUAUAUCGAAAAGGACCGGAACCCGACGGUUUAAUUUUUCCAACAAAAACGAACCGUUCUUCAUACUGGAACGGUUGGAAAAGCUAAGCGCACUGAUGACACUGGAGAACAAUUCACUGUCCUGCGUGGUGUACGCAAUCAAUCAGAAGGGCCGCAGCACACCCGUACUAAUACAGGACUUUGAAAUUGGUCGCAUUCAGCCGUAUCGAGCCGCGCCCGAACGGCAGACGGACAGUGUCGAAUGGCUUCCGAUAGCCGUUGGCAUUUUGCUCACCGUCAUAAUAUUGGCUCUAUCAAUUUCCACCAAAACAUACCUGAACCGAUGCUUCGCGUCCGUCGGCUGGUGCGUUGGCCGUGAUGCGUCGUCCAAGCGUGGCGAUGCGGCCGAUAAAAGUGAGCAGCAACAAACAAAGAACGUACUGCUGCCGGACGAGUACGAAUGUGGGGCGCACUGUUUGAAGCUGAAAAACGUGCAAAUGUUACGGAGGCACAGUUCGCGCAAGAAAAAUUGCUCCAAGGACUCGAACGAUGACGAACCGGAACCGGACGUCAUACCGGCCCAGUUCAACAUGGUGUCCUGCACACCCCUAAUAGCGACCCCACAACACAGUGAUACAGCCGCCCGCGAAAAGGACGCACAACGGUACGGUGGCUUCGGAACGACCCCGGCAACAUAUCAGAUGGUUACCAGCGCCGACCAUCCUCCCAUCGCUUCAAGCGCACAGGACACAGGACUCGAGUAUCGAACGCACGGCAGCAUCGUCGGGAUACUGCCCUCGUCGAAAGCGGUACCGGGUACGGCCGGCGGUGGUGGUGGGUCCGAGCUCGAUAUCAACGUGAUCAAGGACCGGCUGCUGACGACACGCGUACCCGAAAGCUGCGUUUGACGUGCAGCGGCGAUGCAACGCCGGUAAAAGUUGUUGCCCGAGUCAGCACAACGCUGCCGGGUGGGCCACUUCAACCUGGAGCGUGCUCUAAGCUUCCAAGCGUUCCAGGGCCACUUGCCGCCGGGCCGGGACUGUGCUUUCGAAAGUCGAGAGUCGCGGCCGGCAACCGUCGUGGACACUCGUGGUACACUCGCACACCCUGCGUGACUAAACCUCCUCCCUGUAUGUGUGUGUGCAUGGGUUAUUUUUAUGCUAUUCUAUUGAAACUGGAGCAGUCAAACAAAAGUUAGACAAUUAAGCGAAGGUAAAACAACAAUAACAAAAACUGAUGAACAAAUGUGAAACUAUUGUGCAUAUCUCUGAAUUGUCUUCGAAAGCGCACACACGCGAGAGUAUUAUAAUGCGAGUUAAGGAAAAGGAUGGACGAAGAAACUUAUGAAGCAGAUCUUAAUAAACAAACCAGAAAAAAAGAAUAAAACAAA
Messenger RNA from Anopheles stephensi (Asian malaria mosquito), 4212 nucleotides. RefSeq names its product nephrin-like. NCBI's taxonomy places the organism in Eukaryota, Metazoa, Arthropoda, Insecta, Diptera, Culicidae. The transcript is spliced from 20 exons. Bases 1049 to 3730 code for a protein of 893 amino acids. The record is from RefSeq and is a predicted model, not a curated record.